AUGGGGAGAGGCGUCCCCGCGCCAGGGGCGCAGAGUCACUCCUCCGCCUCUCUUUGCCCUCUAGACGACUACAAGGAGUUUGGUGUCAACUGCGAGAAGAUGGCGUCUGAGAUCGAAGACCAUAUCUUCCAGGAGCUGAAGAGCACAGACAUGAAGUACCGCAACCGGGUGAGGAGCAGGAUCAGCAACCUAAAGGACCCCAAGAACCCCAACCUGCGAAGGAACGUGCUGUGCGGGGCCAUCGUGCCCGGCCUCAUCGCCCGGAUGACCGCGGAAGAAAUGGCCAGCGACGAGCUGAAGGAGUUGAGAAACGCCAUGACCCAGGAGGCCAUCCGGGAGCACCAGAUGGCCAAGACGGGCGGCACCGUCACCGACCUCUUCCAGUGUGGCAAGUGCAAGAAGAAGAACUGCACCUACAACCAGGUGCAGACGCGGAGCGCUGACGAGCCCAUGACGACCUUCGUGCUGUGUAACGAGUGCGGGAACCGCUGGAAGUUCUGCUGAUGGCGCUCGCCUUCCUGGGCGGCUGGAGACGCGACGACAGAGGGGACGCUGCCCCGGCCGUGCCUGGCAUCCAGGGGGAGGGAGGGCGGCCGAGGUCUCUGCGCCGGGGUGGUGCCUCCCUGUUUUGUUGCAUCGGGUUCCUGCGAAUGUCCCGGGGAUUUGGGUUGUGCCGCUUUGGGGGUUUGCUCAGCAAGACCGUACUGAGCCCUGGUGAGUUCAGGCUAUUCCUGCCUGUCCAUAUCCGCCCUUCGCGUGGGGUGCGCUGGGAGCCGCUGGAAACGGGCAUGUCCCCGCAAAGGGAGGCUGCUCUUGCCUGGGUUGCAGAGGGGAUGGCUUGUGGGGGAGCCUGGACUUGAACGAUUUUGGGGGCAGGAGAGACAUUCCCCUGUGGAGCUGCGGCUGUGUUCACUGUCCGGGGGGGCUGGGGGUGGGAAAGGGCCAGGCUUUGCCCCCCAAAUCCUCCUUUCCCCUCACCUAAAUGCACACAGUGGGAGAGAGAGAAGGAGGUAGGGCGCUCGCAGUGGCAUCCAGAUGCUGGUGGGACACCACCGGUGUCCCUCCACUCUGUAACACAUGGGCUGUCCGUCCUGGCUUGAGGGAACUGUGUCCCCAGGAAAGAGAAGGGAUAGGGAGGGAGAAUUGGGAAGAAAACCUCCAGCUAGAGCAAUAAAGGUGUAAAACAUC
Struthio camelus australis is the source of this 1188-nucleotide messenger RNA. The record is from RefSeq and is a predicted model, not a curated record. Lineage: Eukaryota; Metazoa; Chordata; Aves; Struthioniformes; Struthionidae.